Molecule: messenger RNA, 348 nt
Organism: Eruca vesicaria subsp. sativa (arugula)
Lineage: Eukaryota; Viridiplantae; Streptophyta; Magnoliopsida; Brassicales; Brassicaceae
Source: the annotation of a GenBank genome assembly
AUGGAUAACUUCCCUUUCCUUGGACUCCAUAACCUUAGGGUUGGUGCUGCACGUGAUGAUUUGCAGAAACACCGUCUCUUUUGGAGACUGGCAUUUGAUCAAGCCAAUCAUAUAAUAAGAUCAGCUUCUCUUGUUAACGCCUUAGGUAACGAUCAAGAUUAUAAGCUAGGCCGAGAACCUAAGGCAUCGACGCUACACACAUCGUCUAGAGGAGCACAUGAACAUACGAAGGAAGAGAUACUAUUCUACUCUAGCCUAUUCAUCAUGGAGACAAAAGAGAACACGAACAAGCGCCACCGUUGCGAUCGCGUCACGUCAACGGAGAAGCAGAAACGAGAGAGAAAAUGA